Oreochromis niloticus (Nile tilapia) is the source of this 2627-nucleotide messenger RNA. It is a transcript of the gene apold1b, whose product is annotated as apolipoprotein L domain containing 1b. The transcript is spliced from 21 exons. The record is from RefSeq and is a predicted model, not a curated record. NCBI's taxonomy places the organism in Eukaryota, Metazoa, Chordata, Actinopteri, Cichliformes, Cichlidae. Gene Ontology annotation, molecular function: lipid binding. Gene Ontology annotation, biological process: lipoprotein metabolic process; lipid transport. Gene Ontology annotation, cellular component: extracellular region; membrane. Bases 288 to 2285 code for a protein of 665 amino acids.
GGUACUACUAGAGUACUAGGGUGGAUCUAACGUUAGAGUGUGGAAAGGAGACUAAUUAACUAUUGUUAUUAUGGACAGAUGGGGCUUUUAUUUUGAAAUCAGGUCUCGACGUCUCUUACCAUAAUACUCAGUUUACACACAAAACACAUAAAAAAGCGGGGACUCGCUCGUCUGUACUUCUCGAACUGGACGCUGGCUUGACAACAGUACCUCACUUUUCCCACUUUGUCUCGUGUGUGUUUGCGUGUGAGUGUUGGCUGCCUCGUUUUCCAGACUCGCCACUGAGAAUGAAUAUAUUCAAACGAGAGAAAGGCUCAGCGGAUGCUACUCAGGAGCUCGGCAGUGCCGUCAGACACAGCCAGAACAGGCAGGAUGAUGGAGUUGGCUCACAGAGGACGGGGGUGAUGGGUGUCAUGCAGAUGGUCAAUCCCUUCAAAUCCACUGCUCAGGCCUCCUUCACGGUUCAUACAACUCCCUCCUCAGAUUCACUGGAACAACCAGCAGACACAGCUCAGAACCCUGGUAUGCUGAAAGGGGUCAUGCAGAAGGUCAACCCAUUCAAGCCUACCUCACAGGUCUCCAAAGCACCAUAUUCAGAGUUGCCGGAGCGGGGAAAGGAAGACUCUACUCAGAACUCUGGAAUGUUGAAAGGAAUGAUGCAGAAAGUCAACCCCUUCAAGUCUUCUGCACAGGUGUCAAAGAGUGAUCCUCCAGAUGAUUCUGCAAAUCAUCAAGAGACUGGAAAAGAACGUCAAGACAAACAAAGUCCAGGAAUGAUUCAGAAAGUCAACCCAUUCAGAUCCUCGCAGCCAAAGUCCUCUUCUUGCAUCUUAUAUUUUCAGGAUGUUGAGCCUCAACACAAUGACCUCACAUCCAGCGCUGGAAGCCUGACAGGCAACAACAACUUGCCAGAGAAGCAGAACCCUGGAAGGUUCAAAGAGACGAUGCAGAAAGUAAAUCCCUUUAAGUCGUACACACAGAUUCAGGAUCAAUGUCAGAGAGAUUUGACGGUUACCUCUGUCAAGACACUGGAAAACCAAGCAGAUAUUCACAGUGACAACUCCACCAGCUCUGAAAGCCUGGAUGACAGCACAAUAGAGAGGCAUUCUGUUUGGUAUAUAGAUGCUGACACCAGCUGUGAUGUAAAAACCCAGCCAACACAGGCCCAAAGGAGAAGAACCAGGGACUCUGCAAAUGCAUUUUCUGACACUCAAGCCUCACCCCAGGAGGUAGUUGAAGUUCAGACAUUGCAAUCGGCUGAAGUACCAGUGCGCAGUGAAGGAACGGACCUGGACCCUCUAGACGAUGACGAAGGCCUUUUGUCCUGGUGGAGAACAGUCGAAGGUUGGGAUGAGUGGAAUGAGGCAAACCAGAAUGAUGAAACUGAAGAAGUGGUGGAACAAGCAGCUGAUCGCGUCUUCAUGGCCGCUCGACUUUUUGUUCGUUUUUUUAACCAACGCGGCGCCUCACUGCAGCAGCGCAUCCUUGAGCUCUUAGCCUUGGCUGAUGCAGCAGACAAUUUUCACAAAAAAACGGUCACGGCCAGUGUGGGCGGUGGAUUGGCCAGUGUCGCCGGGUCUAUCACCACCAUCACCGGCCUCAUUCUGGCACCGUUCACAGCUGGAACAUCGCUGAUUGUCACAGCUGUAGGCAUUGGUAUAGCUACAGCUGGUGGCGUGACAUCUGCUUCGGCCAAUAUCACUGACACCGUCCAUUCAAAGACGGACCGCAAGAAGGUGGAGAAGAUGAUUCAAGAUUACCAGGGGGAGAUCAAGGACAUCAAAGAAUGCCUGGAAUUUUUACAGGAAGGGAUGGAGACACUCCAGCAGUGGGACUUUGAGAAGUAUGCCGAGAGCAUCGCAAAAAAUCACUUAAACCAGGACGUCAAGCAUGUAAUCAAGGAGGGUGGUCGAGCUGGCAAAGCUCUGGUGGUCAACACAGACAGUCUGAUCAAUACUGUUCAAGUCCUGAAUGUUGCUGGUGGUGCUGCCAAAGCUGCCCAGGUGAUGAGUGUCACUACCGGAGUAAUGUCAGGCCUCUUCCUGGCUCUUGAUGUGUUUUUCCUGGCAAAGGACUCCAUGGAACUGAAAAAGGGGGCAAAAACAGAGUUCGCUGUCAAGAUCCGAGAAGUUUGCAAGGACCUACAGGAUGGCCUGCUGGAGCUAAACAGAAUCAAGGAACAGCUUCAGAAAACUAUGGAUGGGAUAGAGGUGGAGGUAGAGGAGGUGGAGGAUGAAGAGCAGUUGAAAUCUGAUCUGAAGAAACUCACUGAGCUUGAAGACUGAAGGACAGUGUUUAGAAAACAAAACAAAGUCCUCAUUGUCUUGCGUUGAUACCAAAAAUAAAGUUUAAGCAGAAAUUGCACAAGUUUCGUAGUUUUUACGGUCUGCAUUGUUACUGAACAGGCCCAAUGAAAAGUUCUCAGUAGUUUCUUAUAUUAAUAUAUUGUCAUUGUUUGUUUUAAAGGCAAUUUUAAUUAAAUGUAUUACAUUUAUUGCUGGUUUGCUGCAUUGGUGAGUUGAUCUGACUUACACUCCGCACUACUUUUAUCAGUGGACGAGGUGAGAUGACCUUUUACUCAAACGGGUGGGGUCAAAGGCCAGAAAUAAAAGAAUGUUAAAGGUCGA